Molecule: messenger RNA, 411 nt
Organism: Dichomitus squalens LYAD-421 SS1
Lineage: Eukaryota; Fungi; Basidiomycota; Agaricomycetes; Polyporales; Polyporaceae
Exons: 5
Coding region: 1-411 (136 amino acids)
Source: RefSeq, a predicted model, not a curated record
AUGGCUGCUCUGACCAUCGAGACUGGUGUCUAUUUCAUCCAGAACGCCGGCACUGGUACUGUUCUGGACCUCACUCUUGGAUCCAAUGCCAACGGUACCAAGGUCCAGGGCUUCACCAAGCACGAGCUCAACGACGUCUGGGUAUCCGCGCAACUGUGGAUCAUCGCGCAAGUCCCGGGCACCGACGAGUACACGAUCCAGAACGCGAACAGCCGCACCUACCUCGACUUGACUGGGAGCAACAUCCAGAACGGAACGCCCCUCAUCGGUUUCGAGCCCACGGGCAACCCGAACCAGCGCUGGAUCAUCAAGCGCAACAGCACCAACACCGCCUACGUGUACGUCAGCAUCCUUCUCUCGGUCUCUGCCUUACAACUGACAUUCGCCCUCAUCGUCGAUAAGAUACGAUGA